Fragaria vesca subsp. vesca is the source of this 1432-nucleotide messenger RNA. Its product is annotated as serine acetyltransferase 3, mitochondrial-like. Bases 62 to 1048 code for a protein of 328 amino acids. Gene Ontology annotation, cellular component: cytoplasm; cytosol. NCBI's taxonomy places the organism in Eukaryota, Viridiplantae, Streptophyta, Magnoliopsida, Rosales, Rosaceae. Gene Ontology annotation, molecular function: L-serine O-acetyltransferase activity. The record is from RefSeq and is a predicted model, not a curated record. The transcript has a single exon.
CUUCUUGUCAACCCCAAAACUCCUCCCACCCAAUCUCAACUUCCUCAACCUCUUCAAUCCCAUGGCUGCUUGCAUCGACACUUCCCGACCCAACCCACCCAAAAACAACAACCAAAUCUCUCAAGACAAAGACAACCAAUACAAUUUCAUCAAGUUCUGCCGCGUGCCCAUCUCGCAGAACCGCACCAAAACCACCCAGACUCGCAGAGUCGCUGAUGAUCCGAAUGAAGAAAAGGCAGAUUAUUUGUGGGUCAAAAUGCUAGAAGAAGCUCGUUCUGAUAUCGACGAGGAACCCAUUUUGUCUGGCUACUAUUAUGCUUCAAUAUUGUGUCACAGUUCUAUUGAAAGCGCCUUGGCGAAUCAUUUGGCUGUGAAGUUGAGCGAUUCUAGUCUUUCCUGCAGUACCCUUGUGGAUAUUUUCAUGGGGGUGUUUCUAGAAGAUGGGGAGGUCAUCAGGGCUGUCAAGGAUGAUUUGAGAGCAGUGAAGGAGAGGGACCCAGCUUGCAUUAGUUAUGCUCAGUGCUUCUUGAAUUUCAAGGGGUUUCUGGCUUGCCAGGCGCAUAGGGUGGCGCAUAAGCUGUGGUCAGAGGGCAGGAAGGUGUUGGCCUUGUUGAUUCAGAACAGGGUUUCCGAGGUUUUCGCGGUGGAUAUUCAUCCCGGGGCGAAAAUCGGACACGGGAUAUUGCUGGAUCAUGCUACUGGUGUUGUGGUGGGGGAGACGGCGGUGAUUGGGAACAAUGUGUCGAUUUUGCACAACGUGACUUUGGGAGGGACUGGGAAGGCGUGUGGGGAUAGGCAUCCGAAGAUUGGGGAUGGGGUGCUUAUAGGGGCGGGGACUUGUAUAUUGGGGAACAUUAGGAUUGGGGAGGGAGCUAAGAUUGGGGCUUGUUCUGUGGUGCUGAAAGAUGUGCCAGCAAGAACUACCGCGGUUGGGAACCCGGCUAGGUUGAUUGGAGGGAAGGAAAAUCCAAAGAAGCUUGACAAGAUGGCUAGCUUUACGAUGGACCAUACUUCCCACAUAACUGAGUGGUCUGAUUAUGUUAUUUAGAGAGGGGUUUAGAAAUGUGGAUUAGUUGGUUUUUGUAACCUACCUGGGGCUUAUUGUUUGUGGUGUAAGUGAGAACCCAAGUUCUCCUAUUAGCAAACAGAGAUGCUUAAUGUGUUGAAGCAGCUGGUUCGCGCUAGUGUAUAAGUAUGGGAUUAUCAUGUUAUCCAUUGUGGCCUUUGAUCAUUGCGAGAACUGAGGUUCUCCUAUUGGCAAACAGAGUCUUAGAGGUAAACAGCUGCCCUGUGAUUUUAUGUACUUUAUUUGUAUCAUUUCAAGAUGUUUAGACCUUGUCUGGUAUGAUAUGAAGUUUAUGAAGUAGUUUCUUUGCUUACUCUAGCUGAUUUAUCUUCCCUUUUAGAAUUACAGUUACUGGUUUCUUUUGAC